AUGCUACAGUCUGCAAAAAGGUCCUAUGCCUAUCUCAGCAACUAUGUCAAGCUUAUCCUCAUAGCCUUAAUCAUUACUAUAUGUAUUCAAGAAUUCAUCAAGAAAGCCCCAUACCACCUUCUGAAUCAUCAUCAUUCGCUCAUCUACACACUAACUUUCUCUUUGCUUACCAUAUCCAUUCUCGCAUUCUACUUCGUGAACAAGCCUCGAACAAUCUACCUGGUUGACUUUGCUUGUUUCAAGCCCCCAUCUAUACUCCGUGUGCCUUAUGCCACUGCGCUUGAACACGGCCAAAUCAUCUUGGCCUCACAACCUAAGAGCCUUAAAUUCCAACUUAUGAUCUUAGAAAGAUCUGGUUUGGGAGAGGAAACAUGUUUACCACAUCCAUUACAUUAUCUACCAUCGAAGCCUAAUAUGAUGGAUGCUAGAGAUGAGACCGAGUUGGUCAUCUUCUCAGCAAUGGACUCUUUGUUUCAGCAAACUGGGAUUGAUCCUAAAGACAUCGAUAUUUUGAUUGUAAACUGCAGCCUCUUUGCACCCACUCCUUCGAUUUCAGCCAUGGUGGUUAACAAGUAUAAGAUGAGAAGUAACAUCAAGAGUUAUAACUUAUCAGGAAUGGGAUGUAGCGCGGGGUUGAUAUCGAUAGAUUUUGCGAAAAAUCUACUUCAAGUCCACCCUGAAUCGUAUGCGGUUGUGAUAAGUACUGAGAUUCUUUCCCCGAAUUCGUACAUGGGUGUAGAGAGAUCCAUGCUCCUUCCAAACUGUCUUUUCAGAAUGGGAGGUGCAGCCAUUCUCUUGACCAAUAAAAGGUCACACCGGAAAGAUGCAAAGUACGUACUCUUGCAUGUGGUUAGGACCCACAAAGGGUCUGAUGAUAAAUCAUAUCGUUGUGUCUCACAAGAAGAAGAUAAAGAGGGUCAUGUUGGGAUAGCACUAAACCUAGAUCUCAUGGUGAUCGCUGGCAAUUCUUUGAAGUCGAACAUAAGCACCAUGGGGCCAUUGGUUCUUCCAGCAUCGGAGCAACUCUUGUUUCUUUUCAAUUUCUUGGGGAGAAAGUUCCUUAAGCUUAACCUUAAACCCUACAUUCCCGACUUCAAAAAGGCAUUCGAUCAUUUCUGCAUUCACGCAGGUGGUCGUGCGGUUAUUGAUGAGCUUCAGAAGAGCCUUAGGCUGACGUCAGAGCAUGUUGAAGCCUCAAGGAUGACGUUGCACCGUUUCGGAAACACAUCGUCUUCGUCAUUGUGGUACGAGAUAGGUUAUAUGGAAGCAAAAGGGAAAAUGAAGAAAGGAGAUAGAGUCUGGCAAAUAGGGUUUGGGAGUGGGUUUAAAUGCAACAGUGCAGUUUGGAAAUGUAACAGAGAAAUCGAAGCUACAAAAUAUAGUGCAUGGGCUGAUUGCAUCCAUAGGUACCCAGUAAACGAGCCAGAAGGUGGGAAGCUCUAA
Lactuca virosa is the source of this 1443-nucleotide messenger RNA. NCBI's taxonomy places the organism in Eukaryota, Viridiplantae, Streptophyta, Magnoliopsida, Asterales, Asteraceae. The record is from the annotation of a GenBank genome assembly.